Pogoniulus pusillus (Red-fronted tinkerbird) is the source of this 4029-nucleotide messenger RNA. RefSeq names its product sterol O-acyltransferase 1 (gene SOAT1). NCBI's taxonomy places the organism in Eukaryota, Metazoa, Chordata, Aves, Piciformes, Lybiidae. Gene Ontology annotation, biological process: cholesterol metabolic process; cholesterol efflux. The record is from RefSeq and is a predicted model, not a curated record. Gene Ontology annotation, cellular component: endoplasmic reticulum membrane. The transcript is spliced from 16 exons. Bases 212 to 1867 code for a protein of 551 amino acids. Gene Ontology annotation, molecular function: cholesterol binding; fatty-acyl-CoA binding; cholesterol O-acyltransferase activity.
GCCGGCGGGGCCAGGGCGGGCGGAUGGGACGCGGCCGCAGCCCGGCCUCAGCCUGGCCGGCGCCGGCUCUAGGCCAGGCCCACCGCUGGCCGUGCUGCCGCGACGGGGGGAAAGCUUAGCUUGGAGUCUUAUCGUGGGGCUGUGCCGCUCGGGGGAGCGGGACAGAGGCCUCCGGGCUGGGGCCUGAGGGCUGGAACGGGGCCAGGUCACAAUGGCAGGUGAAGACUGUGUUAGAAAACGCCCAUCUGGCUCCACUACAACCUGUAAGACUCCUGAGAAUGAAGAAAAGCAGAGGAGACAUGAGAAUGAGAGAUCGUUUCAAAACUCAAGCAAUGGCCGGGUUGAUGUUGACCAUGUGAUAACAAGGAAAAUGCAGCUAAUAGCAGAAGCUGAGCAAUUGAAGCCAGUUUUCAUGAAGGAGGUGGACAGUCACUUCACAGAGUUUGUGAACAGUUUGGUGGCAAAAUCAGCACUCUUGGAUUCCUCAGCUUCAGCCUCUGUCUUCCCAGCUUCCUGCUCAGAGAAGGAACUGCACAAAGCCAAGACCUUGAGGGCCCCUCCAGAACAUGGAAAGAUCUUUACUGCCAGAAGGUCCUUACUGGAUGAGCUGUUUGAAGUGAGUCACAUCAGGACAAUCUACCACAUGUUCAUCGCUCUUCUCAUUGUCUUCAUCCUCAGCACACUUUUAGUAGACUUCAUUGAUGAAGGAAGGCUGGUCCUAGGAUUUGAUCUCUUGGUCUAUGUUUUUGGGAAGUUCCCAGUUGUCUUCUGUACUUGGCUGUGCAUGUUCUGUGCCACCGUUACCGUUCCCUACAACCUUUUCGUCUGGUGGGCCCAAGGCUACGGCAGUUCCUCCCAUCGUGUAAUCCACUCGUUCUUCUAUGGGAUGUUGUUCACGCUCUUCCAAACAGCUGGGCUUGGAUUUGGACCAACCUAUGUUGCAAUUUCAUAUGCCCUGCCCCCAGCUUCCCGUUUCAUUGUAAUAUUGGAACAGGUUCGUCUGGUUAUGAAGGCUCAUUCCUUCAUCCGGGAGAAUGUCCCCAGAGUCCUGUCCUCUGUGAAGGACAAAUCCAGCACAGUACCUAUUCCCAGAAUUUCUCAAUACCUGUACUUCCUCUUUGCUCCCACCCUUAUUUACAGAGACAGCUAUCCCAGGAAUCCCACAAUAAGAUGGGGCUAUGUAGCUACCAAGUUUGCACAGGUGCUUGGAUCACUUUUCUAUGCCUACUACAUCUUUGUGAGACUCUGCAUUCCUCAGUUCCGCAACAGCAGUCAAGAGACCUUCAAUCUUCGAGGGCUGGUUCUCUGCAUCUUCAAUUCCAUUCUGCCAGGUGUGCUGAUUCUCUUCCUGGUUUUCUUUGCCUUCCUUCACUGCUGGCUCAAUGCAUUUGCGGAGAUGAUGCGCUUUGCAGACAGAAUGUUCUACAAGGACUGGUGGAACUCCACUUCCUAUGCAAACUACUACCGAACUUGGAAUGUGGUAGUACAUGACUGGCUCUAUUACUAUGCCUACAGGGACUUCCUUUGGUUCUUUGGUAAGAAGUUCAAGGCAGCAGCUAUGCUGUCUGUCUUCACAGUGUCAGCUGCUGUGCAUGAAUAUGUUCUGAGCAUCUGCUUCGGCUUCUUCUAUCCAGUUCUCUUUUGCUUGUUCAUGUGCUUUGGAAUGCUCUUCAACUUCAUCCUCAAUGACCGUCGGAAAGGGCCCAUCUGGAAUGUAAUCAUGUGGACUUCCCUCUUCCUGGGCCAAGGAGUCAUCAUUUGCCUCUACAGCCAGGAGUGGUAUGCCCGCCAGUAUUGCCCUACAGAAAAUCCCACAUUCCUGGACUACUUAAAACCACGCUCGUGGUCGUGUCAUGUGAAGAUGUAGAAGUGGUCUGCUCUGGCAAUGAGAUCACAGAAGAUCGGAGUUGUCCUCCCAAGUGUUUGGACCAAUGACUUAACUUACCAUGAACUUUUUAUAAGGGAACUUGUGCCUCCUGAGAAACUGAGUUUUGGUUUUUUUUCUAAACAUUACUGAGGCAAACCAGUUGACCUGGAUUGCAGCAGGCUUCAUAGGCAGCAUCUUCUACAUGCUGUUCCACUUUGAGCCAUUUUCAUGCCAGUAAAACAUUGAGCUGAAGGUGGAAUCUACUGGAAUCCUACUCCUCCAGGGAUCCCCUGAGGUUGCUGCUCUCCUGGACAAUAGAUAGUCUGGUCAGAUUUGCUAAAAGCUCAUUGUUGGCAUCCGUCCAUCUCCCUUAGCCAUCCCUUUGCAAUGUCUUUUCUCCUUUUUGGUGAUGGAUGUCUACAAAACUUCUAUUUUCUUGUGGUCCUAUCUGCCACUGUGAUGCAGACAAUGUCAGAACAACAGGAUAUUUGCCUCCUUGGUCUGAAAAUAGCCAAAGUAUUUCUUGAUGGCUCUGGACUGCCUGCAAAUUCAAAAUGAACACAGGAAGAGGGGAGUGUCAGUUGUGGCUGCAUGGGAAAGAGGGGUCCAGUAGCAGGGCACAGUGUCUGCAGUCUCUGCCUGACUGUUUUGUGUACUGAAAAUCUGUUUUCUCUGUGCUCAUGAAGUUCCCAUCUGACUUAGUAGCCUUUUUGUUCUCUGAAGGCCUUUGUGAAUUGAGGAAUAGUUUUAUUUCCAACUCUUUCUCUCUUUUGCUCCAGAUAAUCAAUCUUUUGGUACAAAUAACUUCUAGAGGAGUUUUUAAGUCGGCAAGGGCCUGAAGAUGUGCAAGUUGUUAAGGCUUUCUUUAGUGCAAAAGGUGCAGAAUACUGCAACAGAGCAUGUUCUCAUCCUAAGUGAAUGAAUCCAGUUCAGUCCUGGUGCUUCUUGCCCACCUGAGUUGUGGCAGCUUGUAAUGCUGCCGAUGGGAGGUGAGGGGUGACCUGAUAGCUGGAGUCAGAGCUGCUUUUUCAUCUGCCUGUGUCUGGUCUGGUGUUAGUGGGAACUUGGGGUGAAGACCAGUUUCCUAGCUGUUGGCCCUCCUCUUUCUGGAGAGGUAGGACAUCCUCCUGUGCUCUCUGCUAAAGGCAGAAGCUUUAUGUGACUUUGGUGUUUCAGUAUCGGUUUAGUAGAGCCCUGUCAGUUUCCUUGCUCUGUCAGAUGCUAAGCACAAAAGGGAACUUACAGUUUCUGGCUAUAUAUAUCUCCAGUUUCACUGGAACUGCAGCUGCUGUUAUUGGAGAGGGAGGGGAACUUGGUGGAGGUAUCCUGACUCUGACUACAGGACUUUGUGAAUUACUCAAAUGUUCUUCACGGGCACACUUUGGUAACAGCUUUUCCUUUCUGACCUACAGCCAAAUGUUGUAUACGAGCAGUACUGGGACUGUUGAUGGAUUUAUCUCCCAGCCCAUUCUAGACUCUCUUUUGGGCCUCUGUUUUUGCUAACCUACAGUCAAAAGUAAUUUUGUGAAAGCUAGGUGAUACUUGAACUCUUCCAGGUUUUCAGUUCUCUGUAAGAUGGGCUCUUGCUCUGCAGAAAGGAUGUUGUGUCAGGUCAAAUUUGCCAAAUAGGAUGUUUUCCUGUGGGGCUCUCCUCUGAAAACAUCUCCUCCUAGAACCUGUUGGCAACAGCAGUUGGGUUAAUUUCAGAGCAGGGGCUUUGUGUAUGUACUCAAACUUGGCAGUAUUAGUAUAUAAAAUCCCGGGCAUGAAAAGGUUUGCUUUCACCUCAUGCAGUUUGAUCCUGCAUGUUUCAGUGUACCUUCUGUAGGAGGAAGGGACAGAACUGAUGGAGCAACGAAGCUAAGAAAUCAAACACAACACACACCUCUUGGCCAAACAACUCUGUCACCUCUGUAGUGCAGGAUGAAGUUAAGUCCAGUACUACCUAGAUGUGGUGCUCAAAAUGCUCAUGUACGACUGUAACUGCACUCAAACAGGGUGUCAUGGACUGGGACUUGUCACCUUGAUGCCUGUGUCAGCUCUUGUUGCUCUCUUGGUGUUCUCAAAAGGAAAUCAGAUCUUGGCACUCAGUCCUGAGUUUUGGUGUUUUCCUUGCAGCUGGCACUGCCCUGUUCCAAUAAAGACAAGAACAUCCAUCAGCA